AUGGCUGUUAAGAGGCCCCAGAAGAUAUCCGACAGUCCAAAGGACCUACCGGUUGCUAUCAUCGGAGCAGGUAUGGGCGGACUUGCAAGUGCCUUGACACUCGCCAGGAAGGGUUUCAAGGAUAUCCAGGUGUUCGAAACUGCUUCCAGCUUGGGCUUCGUCGGGGCCGGGAUUCAGAUGGCUCCCAACCUCGUCCGGAUCCUGACCCGGCUCGGUUGCUGGGACGAGAUCGGAGCAGAGGCAACCGACGUCUUGGAAACGAGCGUCAGAGAGGGAUCUUCUAAUGAAGAGCUGGCCCAUGUGAACAUGCCAGACAUACGGAAGAUGUACGGAUACCCGCACUGCACCGGACACCGGGCCACCCUCGCCGGCGGUCUCUACAAGGCCUGCCAGCAAGAGCCGGCCAUCACCUUCAGGUUCGGCCACAGCCUCGAGAGCGUCGACUCGUUCGCACCGCAGCCGACCCUGACGGUGAAGCCGCGCGACGGCGAGGCCUACCAGGUCAAGGUCGGCAUCCUCAUUGGAGCCGACGGGGUCAAGUCCGUGACCCGGACCCACCUCCUCGGCCAGGCCGGCCUGGAGGCAGCCGUCGAGGACACGGGACAGGCAGCCUACCGCGUCCUCCUCCCCCGCGAGGCCAUGCGGUCCGACCCGGAGAUGAUGGCGCUGCUCGACAGCAGCCAGGUGACGCGGUGGAUCGGCGAGAAGCGCCACUGGAUCUGCUACCCCAUCGCAUCCAGGACCAUCUACAACAUGUCCUCCAUCCAGCCCGACGACAACUUCGCCUCGGCCCCCUCGACCACCUACACCACCAAGGGAUCCAAGAAGGCCAUGCUCGACGCCUUCUCCGACUUCUGCCCCGUCGUCCAGCGGAUGCUGAACCUGGUCCCGGACGGGGAGGUGUGCGAGUGGAAGCUGAGGGUCCACAAGGCCCUCCCGACCUGGGUCCACGGCUCCGCCACCCUCGUAGGCGACGCCUGCCACCCGACCCUGCCCCACCUCAACCAGGGCGCCGCCCUCGCCAUCGAAGACGCCGCCGUCCUGGCAGAGGUGCUGUCUCGCGCUCCCGACGCCACGCCCGAGGCUGUCAACAGGUCCCUGCAGGUCUACGAGCUUCUCCGGAAGGAGCGCACCACCACGCUCGUCGACCUGGCCGCCCUCUCCGGACGCACCCUCCAUCUGGGCGCCGGCGCCGCCAAGGAGGAGCGCGACAGGCAGUUUGCCGAGGCCAAGGCGAAUGGCGGGGGCAAGGUGCCCGAUAAGUGGGCAUCCCCGGAGGUCCAGAGGAUGAUCUAUUCCCACGACUGCAUGGACGUUGCGGCGGAGCAGUUUGGCAAGCUGUACCAGAGCCUGAGUUAG
Molecule: messenger RNA, 1359 nt
Organism: Geosmithia morbida
Lineage: Eukaryota; Fungi; Ascomycota; Sordariomycetes; Hypocreales; Bionectriaceae
Product: salicylate hydroxylase
Exons: 2
Coding region: 1-1359 (452 amino acids)
Biological process (GO): secondary metabolite biosynthetic process
Molecular function (GO): FAD binding; monooxygenase activity
Source: RefSeq, a predicted model, not a curated record